CAUUCCACAAUAAAUAGGCACCUGACCUCAUCUGUAGAUGUCAAAAUGCAGAUCAAAUAUGGGUAGAACAAUUCUUCCCGUUCUAGUAGCUUUCCCUUUCAUUGUCUCUUCCAUUGUCUCUUCCUUCGCCAUCAUCGAAGCCACCCAAAAAGGUCAUGACUUCGUCACAAGAUUGGACCCCAAGUCAAUCGGGCUAGGGAAAGAAAAGCUGAGCCAUUUUUGUCUCUACUGGCACGACGUUGUCAGCGGCCGGAAACCCACUUCCGUCCGGGUGGUGCAGCCCUCCAACAUAACUGCCACUGGUUUCGGUAUCAUCAGCAUGAUCGACGAUCCCUUAACUGACGGACAGGAAAUGAGUUCCAAAAUGGUGGGAAGAGCACAAGGGUUCUAUGCUCUGGCGUCGCACGAAGAAAUUGGCCUGUUGAUGUCUAUGAAUUUCGCCUUCACGGAAGGGAAAUACAACGGCAACACCAUCACGGUGCUGGGAGGAACACGGUGUUUUCGAAAGUGUGGGGAUGCCGGUGAUCGGUGGCAGUGGGCUGUUCCAGUAUGCAAGGGGUUAUGUUCAGGCCAGGACUCAUACAUUUGAUCAGAAAACAGAGGAUGCCAUAGUUGAGUACACUUGUUAUGUUCUGCAUUGUUGAUGAUUGUGACCCCUUUUGUGCUUUUUUUGCUUCAGCACAAAGAAAAAGAAAAGAAUGCCAUACGUUGAUGAGAUGUACGUGAGAAGUGGUUGUUUUCCGCCCUCUGUGCACCAAACUUCAUCAUCUCUAGUUGUUGAAUUAAGUCCAGAGGAAGUUUGCAUCUCCAGUAAAAUCUAGACAAGUUG
Molecule: messenger RNA, 829 nt
Organism: Rubroshorea leprosula
Lineage: Eukaryota; Viridiplantae; Streptophyta; Magnoliopsida; Malvales; Dipterocarpaceae
Source: the annotation of a GenBank genome assembly